CCGGCGGGGCGGCUCGGCAGCGCCCUCCGCUCCCACCGGCCCGGCCCCGCCACCGGCCCGGCCCCGACCCCGGCCCGGCCCGGCGGGAGGCGACCGGGGGCGAUCAGGAUGCCCCAGGAGCGCGGCCCUGUCCCACCAUGUCGGUCUCCAAGCUGCAGGACACGGACGAGGUUUUUGAUUUUACCGCUGUGGUUCCAGAGACGCCGCGCUUGGACAGCAGCCUGCACAAGGCCCGCGCCCGGCUCCUGGCCCGCGGCCGCCGCCAGCGGCCCUCGCGCUCCCGCCUGCGCGACAGCGCCAGCUCCACCGAGGGCGACGAGGGGCCCGAGGCCGCGGGCACUGAGGGCGAGGGCAGCCCCCCGGCCCCCUCGCCCUUCUCCGGCACCGAUGGCUUCUCCUUCGAGCCGGGGGUGGCACGGCCUGGCCCGGGGGACCCCCCGGCCCCCACGCCCCCCCUCAGCCGCUACCGGCCCCUCACCAACACCCCGUCCCAGGAGGGGCUCUCGAGCCCCCCCGCGCCCCAGUCCUGCCCCAGCUCCGACAGCUCCCCCGGCUUCGCCCGCUGUGACCCCCGGCCCCGGCAGCACAGCGAAGAUGACAGCCGGGACAUGAGCCCCCCCUCGCCCGCCAGCCCGACCGUGGGGCUCGAUAAGAAAACACGGAGGAAGUUCUUGGAUUUGGGGGUGACCCUGCGCCGGGCAUCCUCCGGGAAGAGCCGCAAGGAGAAGAGCAGCAACCGCCUGUCCAUGGGCAGCAGGGAGGCGGCGGAGGGGCCCGGCCGCCCCUCGGGGUCCCCGUUCCUGCCCUUCUCCUGGUUCUCGGACAGCGCCAGGGGCUCCGGCUCGCCCGGCUCCGCGUCCCCCGCGGGCUCCCCCCGGCACGAGGGGCUCAGCCCCGCCAAAUCCGCCUCGCAGGACUCCGAGCUGAGCGAGGAUUCGCCGCCGUCCAGCGCCAGCCCCCGCCUGCCCGGCCCCCCCAAGUGCUCGUACCCCUACCACACCCUGUCCCAGUCCUCGGACGAGCUGCUGGAGGAGCCGGCGGGCGCGGCCGCGGGCUGGACGUGCGGCCAGGUGGGGCAGUGGCUGCAGAGCCUGGGCCUGGAGCGCUACGUGCGGGAAUUCGCGGAGCGCGGCGUGGACGGGCCCCGCCUGCUGCACCUCGACGGGGCCAAGCUCAAGGCGCUGGGCGUGGGCAGCUCGCAGGACCGCGCGGUGCUCAAGCGGCGGCUGAAGGAGCUGAGCCUGGCGGCCGAGCGGGAGCGCAAGGCCCGCGAGAAGGCGGAGAAGCAGCGGGAGAAGCAGAAGAAGAAGGACCAGGAGCAGCGGCGGAGCUGAACCGG
Vidua macroura (Pin-tailed whydah) is the source of this 1339-nucleotide messenger RNA. It is a transcript of the gene SAMD14, whose product is annotated as sterile alpha motif domain containing 14. Bases 138 to 1334 code for a protein of 398 amino acids. The transcript has 10 exons. Gene Ontology annotation, cellular component: dendrite; actin cytoskeleton; postsynaptic density. Gene Ontology annotation, molecular function: actin filament binding. Gene Ontology annotation, biological process: actin filament organization; neuron projection development; calcium-mediated signaling. The record is from RefSeq and is a predicted model, not a curated record. NCBI's taxonomy places the organism in Eukaryota, Metazoa, Chordata, Aves, Passeriformes, Viduidae.